AUGUCGAAGCAACAACUGUUAGAACAUUCACUCGAAGAAUCAUCAUCACUAUUAAUAAGCACAACAACAGUUGUUGAAAAUGAUGAAGUGUCGGUGCUGCAAGUAAGAAAACCACCUUCACAACAACAGUAUGAAUUAGGCAAGGAGAAUGGACAUGAAGCUUUAAAUAAUUCAUCAUCGGAGGAGAAUCAUGAUACAAUUGAUUAUGUUCAUCAUUAUCAUCAUAAGCAAGAUGAACAAGAUAAUAUUAUAACAUCCACUAAUUCUUCUUCUUACGGAGAUCAAGAGAGGGAGAAGCAAUCUCUCACUUCUAGAGUUUCAAAUCUAAUAGAUUCAAUGCCCAUACUCAAAUCAAUGUUGGGUUGGUUAGCAUGUAUUUCAGUACAUACACUUUAUGGUACACAUCCAAUCUUUUCGAGGUAUCUGCAAUCUCAAUCUCCAAAUAAGUUUCCUCCCAUGCUAUUGGUUACUAGCUGUCAUAUGGCUGCCCUUCUAUUAUACUCUCCCAGAAUUCUCUUCUUGUUAAUUGUUUAUUUGAGGAAUAAGUGGAAGAAUAGGAAGAAUAACAAGGAAGGAAUGAAUGUUAAUACUCAACAUCAUGUUGUAAUGAAAUUGUCUAUAUUCGAGAGGAUUAAGAAGUGGAUUAAAUUCUCAUUACCUCUCAUUAGCUUCUUUUGUGCAUUGUUGGGGAGAUCAUUUACCAAUGUUGUUGCCUCCAAAUUUACAAUUCCACUAUUUGUUCAAUUGUUUGCAUUGUCAAGUCCAUUUACUCUGGCUUUUGUAACAGUAUUUGUUUAUAACAGAUGGUUUAUUAGAGAUUCACAUACUAAGGAAACAUUUGGAUUGAAAGCAAUCUUGUCAAUGAUUGCUACAUUUAUAGGAGGGGCUAUUAUAAUUAUUGGAAGUAUUGUUCCAAAAACUGAUGGUAUCUCAUCAAGUAUAGUUUCAAGUUGUUGUCUUGUUUGGUACAUGCUCUCUUUGAGAUAUAUGAAACAGGAAGAAUCUCAGGGAAAUACCAUUAGUGUUACUGGAGAGAAACUAUUCAUUUAUCAAUUAUUAAUUCUUGUCUUUAUAUUUGCUGUGCCAAGUGCAAUAUUUGAUGAUUGGACUUUGUGGGCUCGAUUGAAUUCUAAGGAUUGGGGCAUGUUCUUUGGAUUUACUAUUUUAGUAUACAUGAUGGCCAAUGGUUUAAAUAUUCUUGCAAUUGGUUUGCUUGGAUCUACAAAAGUUGGCUCUAUAAUUGCCUUGAGAUUAAUCUCAACAAUUGUUUUCAGUAGUCUCAUUUUGCAAGAAUCGCUAAAGUCAAUUUGGCAAUUAUUGGGUUGCAUUAUUGUCUUGUUGAGUGUGACCUAUUUCAUGUACACUGAAUCUGAACAAGAAAUGAAGACUGUAACAGUUCAACAAGUGAGUUCUACCCAUUUCCCAAUCCAGGAGGAAGAUGAAGAUGAUGACGAGACUGAAAUGGAGGACACUACUGAACUCAUUAAAAAAGACCCAAAUGAAAAUUCAAUUGAACAAGUUAAGAAACGUAGGGAGGGAGAUAUCAUGGUUUAA
Molecule: messenger RNA, 1554 nt
Organism: Naegleria gruberi
Lineage: Eukaryota; Heterolobosea; Eutetramitea; Acrasida; Naegleriidae
Exons: 2
Coding region: 1-1554 (517 amino acids)
Source: RefSeq, a predicted model, not a curated record